This is a messenger RNA of Acipenser ruthenus (sterlet), 1718 nucleotides long. RefSeq names its product cyclin-dependent kinases regulatory subunit 1-like. The record is from RefSeq and is a predicted model, not a curated record. Gene Ontology annotation, molecular function: protein kinase binding; ubiquitin binding; histone binding. Gene Ontology annotation, cellular component: cyclin-dependent protein kinase holoenzyme complex; SCF ubiquitin ligase complex. The coding region runs from base 872 to 1102 and encodes 76 amino acids. Gene Ontology annotation, biological process: regulation of mitotic cell cycle. Lineage: Eukaryota; Metazoa; Chordata; Actinopteri; Acipenseriformes; Acipenseridae. The transcript has 3 exons.
UGCGUGACUGAGUCACCAGUCCCCUCUCACAGCCGCAUUUCUACCCACGUGUGCUGAUUUUAAUAUUUUAAUACCGCAAGGACUCAGGGAGAAAUUAAUUUAAACUAAGCGCUCUGACUGAGCUGUGCUGUACCGCACAGAUUUUCAUCAUCAGUGCAUUCGAGGAUAAAAACGUGCGCUUUCUGAGAAUUACAACUUCAGCGACUCAAGUUACUUAAAACGCAUGACAAUCCCAAAGCACCGCUUUCAAUUUAGCAGAGCGAAGACAGAGGACGCAGACGGAAGCAAGUACGUUCAGGGAUGAAAUGUAGCAACCAGAGUGUUAUAAAUGCACGAACUAGACAGAGUGCUACGUAGGUAUCAUAUAAUUGACUGAAACCCUUUUGUAGAAACAAUUAAGAGUCUGUCCUGUUAAAUUAGAUUAGGGGCGAGCGGCGUGCAAGGAAGGAUAGAGCCUUGAUGGGUCGAAAGAUCUCUGGCCGUUCCCAAAUUUUGCAUGCGUAAAAUAUAAACAGCAUUGUGUAUAAAUUUGGAGGUAGACAGAUUAAUGCCUCGGUCUCUCUCAGUGCAAGGUGCAGAACGCAUCGCUAAUGUAAUGACCGCCCUGGCUGACGCAUUCUCCUCAGAGGCGUGGCCUCGGGAAGCCGUUUGUUUUCACCCGGCGCAGCUGGUCGGGUCUCCGCCAAUCGGAGCGCAGGAGCGGGCGGUUUAAUUUUAAAUCUUGUUUCACUGGCAGCGGGCGGAUCCAACAGACUGAAAAAUACUGUCAAAGUGCACCUGGACAGAAGAGUGUCCACACUAACCGGUCUGUACUUUCUAAAAGCUACGGGUAUAACAUAUACCAACACAGUAUAAACACGUUUCUGCGAAGAUGUCGAAGAAACAGAUUUACUACUCGGAUAAAUACACGGACGAGGAAUUCGAGUACAGGCACGUCCUGCUUCCAAAGCAGCUUGCCAAACUGGUGCCAACAUCGCACCUGAUGUCCGAGGAUGAGUGGCGCAGUCUCGGGGUCCAGCAGAGCCAGGGAUGGGUACAUUACAUGAUCCACAAACCAGAACCGCAUGUGCUGCUGUUCCGAAGACCUCUCCCACAGAACUGAAGGCUGGGGCUGGGGCUGGGGCUGGGGUUGGGGCUGGGGCUGGGGACUGACACUUUUAAGCUUGUUGUUUCUUUUAAAACUGCAGGUUAUUUAAUCUGAACUGAAAAUGAUAUACAGUACAUAUUUGAACAUGUAUGUUACCUAUUGUAUUAUUUAUAAACCCUACAUAGUUGACCAAACUAGAAAGAAAAAAUACUUUUAAUUGCAUGAGAACAAUUAGAAAAUUGACCAGGAUGAAGAAACUGGAAAAGUACUAACUUUACUUUUAUCCUUUCUUUCUGUACGUUUGUUUUUUUGUGGUGUUUUGUUUGUAAAACUGUAUGAAACGCAGCAGUCUGCAUGGUAAAUGACUGCCAGUCCUUUCCUUUGGCUAAUGUCUGUCAGUAUUCCUGAACAGGCGUGUCAUCUGGAUGCUUAAAACACAGAUAACACUGAAAUGACAGCUGAACUGUGGCUAACUCUGGGGUUUGAUUCACUUGUUCCGUCAAUCCAUUGUAUUUAGAAAGCACUAGAUUUACUGUUGGGUCAUUCCACCCUAAUUCAUCAACGAUGCCAAAGUGGUUGCAUAUCUUUAAAAAAAAAAAAAAAAAAAAGCUAAAAUGCUUCUUUGCCUAAU